Messenger RNA from Engraulis encrasicolus (European anchovy), 1187 nucleotides. It is a transcript of the gene nebl, whose product is annotated as nebulette. Bases 200 to 1024 code for a protein of 274 amino acids. The record is from RefSeq and is a predicted model, not a curated record. Gene Ontology annotation, cellular component: focal adhesion. Lineage: Eukaryota; Metazoa; Chordata; Actinopteri; Clupeiformes; Engraulidae. The transcript has 7 exons. Gene Ontology annotation, molecular function: actin filament binding.
ACAGGCUGGCAAGCCACCACGGGCUGGACCGAAUGAGGCGCGCGCUUUUGCGCACUUUGUGUCUCUGCUCAUAUUUCACUGUUUUGGACACUGUGCGGACGGGAUAUAUCAUAUCCAUAAGGUUUAAUUGAAUAUUCAAGUCAAGACUUGUUUGUGGACUUGGAUAACAAAUUUCUGCGCUCUGCGUGCGUAAUUAAAAAUGAAUCCAUCCUGCGCGCGUUGUGGCAAAGUUGUCUACGCGACUGAAAAAAUAAAUUGCCUAGAUAAGUAUUGGCACAGAGGAUGCUUCCACUGCGAAGUGUGCAGAAUGCCUCUCAACAUGAAUAACUAUAAAGGCUACGAGAAGAAGCCCUAUUGCAAUUCGCACUACCCUAAACAGACGUUCACCAUCGUGGCCGACACCCCAGAAAACCUGCGCCUGAGGCAACAGAGUGAGCUCCAGAGCCAGGUCAAAUACAGAAAGGAUUUUGAGGAGAGCAAGGGGCGGGGAUUCAGUUUUGUUUUGGACACACCUGAGCUUCAAAGGCUGAGAAGAGCCCAGGAACAGAUAAGCAAUGCGAAAUAUCACAGGGACUAUGAACUCUCCGGACUGCAAGGGCUCUCUCCAGGGACGUAUGGACAUUACCUGGUUCGAUCACCCAUGAGACAAAACAAACAGGCUGGAAGCACGUCACCCAGAGGUCUGGAUCAAUACAUAACGGAGAUGGACCGAAAGCCAGGCAUCAUUGUAGCGCCUGUCCUGCCUGGUGCUUAUUACUCAAGUGGACGUUCACAGAGUCACAGCUAUAUGCAUCAGACAAGCAUGCAUUCCCUUCGGUCAAAGCAGCACAGAGCCUACCCUGUAAUGAGUGUGUACAGAGCUUUGUAUGACUACACUGCACAAGACACUGAUGAAGUUUCAUUUCGUGACGGUGACAUCAUUCAGUAUGCACAGCCCAUUGACGAUGGCUGGAUGUACGGGACUGUGCAGAGAACUGGUCGCUCUGGCAUGCUGCCAGCAAACUACGUAGAGGGCAUACGGUAAAGACUAUGCCUGCCGUUGCUUGUAUAUUACAAAUGUACAGGGGCCUGUUGAUAUACAGGGAUAUAUUGUGAUGUACCCAUUACCAUUUAUUGUCAGCCUAUGGUUCCGAGGCUUUUGUGAACCUUUCAGAUAUUUUAAGUGUAAUACUUGGUAGUUGCAUCAU